Molecule: messenger RNA, 719 nt
Organism: Amphimedon queenslandica
Lineage: Eukaryota; Metazoa; Porifera; Demospongiae; Haplosclerida; Niphatidae
Exons: 3
Coding region: 38-694 (218 amino acids)
Source: RefSeq, a predicted model, not a curated record
UUGGUGGAAACAGCCCCGCCCAUAAAAGAUCCUGAUAAUGGCAACAGCUCAGCAGGAUAAGAGUUUGAAGGGAAAGGACUGGAUAAGAGAGUCCUACAUUGAGCAGCAGACUGGAGUAUGGCCUAAGGACGGGAAGCAUAUAUUAGCUCAGUAUGAUGAUGAAGACAUCAUUGUAUACCAGGCUUACUCUAGAGGCAUUGGGUCAUAUGCCAUCGAACACCAAAAGUUUGGUGGUCCUCUCUUCUCCUACAGUCGUAUGUCAUGGAUAAAGACUAACUUCCUGUGGAUGAUGUACAGGAGCGGUUGGGGAUCAAAAGAGAACCAGGAGAUGGUCCUAGCAGUCAGGAUCUCUAGAAAUGGAUUUGAUACAAUACUAUCGCAUGCACUUACUGGUCAUGAUGAGAAGUUGCUAGGGAAAGGCCAGUCACCAGUGAGACUCCAGUGGGAUCCUGAUCAUCAUCCUGAUGGAUCGGCCCUGAGCAGAAGAGCCAUCCAACUAGGAUUAAGAAAUGAUAUACUAGCACGAUAUGGUGAUGAAUGGACCACUGAUAUCACUGAUAUCAGUGAUUUUGUUCAUGAUCAGUAUCAAGCCAAUGUGAUAUCUCGUCAAUGGGAUAAACUACUGGUUCCAAGAGAAAGAGUUUACCAUGUUACUAACGAAGAGAUAGCAAAACAAAUUAAACUAAUAGAUUAAUUAUAAUAAUUAUUUAAAUAAGUAA